Messenger RNA from Telopea speciosissima, 1059 nucleotides. Its product is annotated as probable xyloglucan endotransglucosylase/hydrolase protein 23. The transcript is spliced from 3 exons. The coding region runs from base 23 to 922 and encodes 299 amino acids. Gene Ontology annotation, biological process: xyloglucan metabolic process; cell wall biogenesis. Lineage: Eukaryota; Viridiplantae; Streptophyta; Magnoliopsida; Proteales; Proteaceae. Gene Ontology annotation, cellular component: cell wall; apoplast. The record is from RefSeq and is a predicted model, not a curated record. Gene Ontology annotation, molecular function: hydrolase activity, hydrolyzing O-glycosyl compounds; xyloglucan:xyloglucosyl transferase activity.
CACCAUCUUUUAGCAAACAAACAUGCUUUUCCUCUGUUCUUCAAUUAGAGUUUCAAUGAUGCUGCUUGGUCUACUACUGCUGGCAAUAAGCUCUUUAAUGGCUGCUUCUGCUGGUAAUUUAAAUCAAGAUUUCGCUAUCACAUGGGGAGAUGGCCGUGGUAAAAUGCUCAACAAUGGACAGUUGCUCAUGUUGUCCCUUGACAAGACCUCUGGCUCUGGCUUCCAAUCUAAGAAUCAAUAUCUAUUUGGAAGGUUUGAUAUGCAGAUCAAGCUUGUCCCUGGAAACUCCGCCGGCACCGUAACCACUUUCUAUCUAUCAUCUCAAGGAGACAAUCAUGAUGAGAUUGAUUUUGAGUUCUUGGGUAACUUGAGUGGAGACCCAUAUACUCUCCAUACAAAUGUAUUUAGCCAAGGCAAAGGAAACAGGGAGCAGCAGUUCCAUCUCUGGUUCGACCCAACCAAGAACUUCCACACUUACUCCAUCCUCUGGAAUUCCCAAAGAAUCAUUUUCUUGGUGGACAACAUUCCUAUCAGAGAAUUCCAAAAUAGAGAAUCUGAUGGAAUUCCAUACCCUCAUACUCAACCCAUGAAGAUCUACUCCAGUCUUUGGGAUGCAGAGGACUGGGCAACUAGAGGAGGGCUUGUUAAGACAAAUUGGACACAAGCACCAUUCAAUACUUAUUAUAGAAAUUUCAAUGGGAAAGCCUGUGUGGUGUCUUCUAAUGGGGUUUCUUCUUGUGAUUCAAAGACAACAACUAGUGCUGCAUCUGAUAAUACAUGGCAAUCUCAACAGCUUGACUCAAAAGGUCAAAGAUAUCUGAGAUGGGUUCAGAAGAAUUAUAUGAUCUACAACUACUGCACUGAUUAUAAGCGCUUCUCUAAUGGUCGCCCACGGGAGUGUAGACUUUACAAGUUCCAUUAGAGAACUUCUCACUUCUAUCUUCCAAGUGAUGUUAAUAUUAUAAAUUCCAUCAUCAUUCUUUUAUUUGUCAAAUUGAUUUGUUUUCUUUGGUAGUUUUGCCUGUCCUUGGGAUGAACUAAGGAUGGUGUAUCUUCUGU